ACUGUCAAUUAUAUAAUUCGUCGGUCUUGGAGAUUAGGCCCUUUCCGCAGAAGCCCUUAGCUCUGGGGGUGAAAGGCCACACAGAGAUACUCCAUCACAACAUCGAAGGAGCGAACACAACAAGUGGUGCUGUGAAGGAACCCGGACGAUAGCACGCGUUCACACAAUUACAUCACCUCCAGUGCUCGGGAAACGACUAACUCAAAUACAUUCCUUUGGACACGACCAUUCACUCGUAGUGUGUAUAUUAUCAAAGCAUGGAUUUACUCUGCUGUGAAGGACCGAGAUUUCGCUUUGCGUAUAAAGACCCUGCCAUUCUUAAAGACGAUAGAGUUCUAACUAACUUGUUGGCUUGCGAGGAGAGAUAUCUACCGAGCUGUAAUUAUUUUAAAAUUGUUCAAACCGAAGUUGAGCCACACAUGAGGAAAUUAGUAGCGACGUGGAUGUUAGAGGUUUGCGAAGAAGAACGUUGCGAGGAAGAAGUGUUUGCUUUAUCUAUGAACUAUUUGGACAGGAUUUUAUCUCUGUUACCGGUAAAAAAGUUCCAGCUUCAAUUACUUGGUGCAGUGUGCAUGUUUAUCGCGAGCAAGAUGAAAGAGACCUCUCCACUCACAGCUGAAAAACUGUGUAUUUAUACAGAUAAUUCGAUCACAACCGAAGAACUACUCGAUUGGGAACUUUUGGUAUUAGGUAAAUUAAAAUGGGACGUUUCAGCAGUGACUCCACACGACUUCUUAGAUCAGAUAUUUUCAAGACUCCCGCUUGAUAGAUCAACCUUAGAUGUAUUACGGAAGCAUGCUUCAACGUUUAUCGUACUUUGCUGCACAGAUGACAAGUUUUUACUGUAUACUCCUUCCAUGCUCGCGGCCGCCUCCGUGUGCGCGGCUUUCACGGGCCUGGGUAUAUCAUCUCAUGUCAGCUCUAGAUCAUGGACUGCAACACAUCUAGCGAGCUUACUACACGCGAUUACGAAUAUAGAACCCGAAUGUCUUAGAAGUUGCCAAGAUCUAAUGGAAGAAGUUUUACAUCUAAGCGUCAAGGCAGACCCGACGAGAGGGAAGGAGGCGCAUACCCCUUCCACACCCUCGACACCCACAGACCUACAAGAAAUUCAAUUUUAAUACUUCCUAGUAGUCCGUUUAUUCGAGUCGUUCAUUCUGGCUAGAUUUUCAGCGUCACCGCGCCGCUGCCAAUCGGGCCAGGCCCCCUCCGCAGGCGUGAGAAAUUUCAGGAGUCCACACAUAUGAAUACUGCAGUGCAAGGCUUAUCUGUAUGUGGCCCUAGUGUGUAUAUAUUGUGAAUAAAUACUGGAUUUGACAUAAA
Messenger RNA from Nematostella vectensis (starlet sea anemone), 1323 nucleotides. RefSeq names its product G1/S-specific cyclin-D2. The coding region runs from base 258 to 1121 and encodes 287 amino acids. Gene Ontology annotation, molecular function: cyclin-dependent protein serine/threonine kinase regulator activity. Gene Ontology annotation, cellular component: nucleus; cytoplasm; cyclin-dependent protein kinase holoenzyme complex. The transcript has 5 exons. NCBI's taxonomy places the organism in Eukaryota, Metazoa, Cnidaria, Anthozoa, Actiniaria, Edwardsiidae. Gene Ontology annotation, biological process: regulation of cyclin-dependent protein serine/threonine kinase activity; mitotic cell cycle phase transition; positive regulation of G1/S transition of mitotic cell cycle. The record is from RefSeq and is a predicted model, not a curated record.